Molecule: messenger RNA, 2286 nt
Organism: Aspergillus calidoustus
Lineage: Eukaryota; Fungi; Ascomycota; Eurotiomycetes; Eurotiales; Aspergillaceae
Source: the annotation of a GenBank genome assembly
AUGUAUAACCCUUACCAACCUCCCGGCAUGUAUGGCCGCCCUCCAGACUAUGGUGCUUACGGAGCGCCCCCUGGCAUGGGACCUCCACCAGGAAUGGCCGCCCCCGGUACAGCUCCCCCAGGGAUGCAGCAAGCAAACGCACAACAGCCCGGUCGACCAGGAGGUUUCCCGCCGAACUUCCAACCCCCUCCGAACAUGCCCAACAUCAACUUCUCCGCUCCUGUUAUUCGACUCGGUACCUCGGGACCAGCAAAGUCUUCUACACCAGAUAUAAGCAAAGACCGCGGCGAUGGACCUGGCAGACGCCCCGGGUUGGGCUCGAGCUUGGAAUCUCAGCGUCAAAAUGUGCGGGAUGCGAUGAUGCAGCUGCAGCCGCCUACGAGGGAAGAGAUCGUGCGGACCAUCUUCGUUGGCGGUAUCACAGAAGGUGUUGGUGGUGAUGAAGGGGUGGAGAGAAUCCUGCGCUCCGCGGGCAAUCUCAGGCGCUGGAUCCGCGCCACGGAUGCCGAUGAUAAACCGUGCAAGUUCGGUUUCGCAGAGUACGAUGACCCUGAGAGUCUAGGUACAGCUGUGGAAGUGCUAAAGGACGUCCAAGUUCCUGUGAAGAGACAGACGCCGUCCGACACAGAGGACAAAGAAGAACGUGAAGUGGAGAAGAGCACUCUUCUGGUUGUCGUCGAUGAAAGUUCGCUAAGCUACCUGGAACAAUACGAAUCCACCCGAGGCGAGCAGGACCCUGCCGAGCGCCAGGCCCAAUUAGACAAUGCAAAAAAGGCUCUUGCGGCCGUCUUGAACGACCUGUGCCACCCAGCAUCGCCUACACAGAAAGAAGAUGCCUCCGGGAUUGAUCGCGAGGGAGACACUGCAAUGAAGGAUCUGGAGGGUCAAAACGACGGUACGUCCGCCGAGGUUGUCACCAUCCCCAUAACAGUCGAGGACGAAUUAUCCGAUAUCCCUCCCGAUAUGAGGGAAACUGUGGCCAAGGAAAUUGCAGCCUUCCGUGACCGAAGCAACCGCCGUGAUAUUGAACGACUCAGGAGGGAAGAAGAGAUUGAAACCCUGGAACGAAAUCGGAACUCUGGUCCACGUAUCAAUCGGUUGGCAUCCCCUCCUCCUUCAGCGCCGAGCGGACCUGCGGCUGGUGCGAACGGGGUUCCUUUAGGAGCACGAGAGCGUGGCAUGCCCAACGCACCGUCUGGACCGAAAGGAUUUGGCGUACAGAUCCCGAAAGACUACCAAAAAGGCGUGGCGUUUGUCAACGGUGGUUCGGUCAGCGGUGCUACUACAGUCUACAUUGACCGUGAGGACGAAGACUCGGAUGCCGAUGACGAGGAAUUGGAACGUCGACGCCUAGCAAAAAAAGAAGCGGACCUUGAGAAACAUUUCUUGGACCAGGAGCGACGCUGGCUCAACCGUGAGAGGAGUAGGACUGCCGCGUUGGAGCGUGAGAAGAAGCGGGACAUGGAAGAAGAGGCUAAAGUGCAGGAAGUCCGUGAUGAGGCCGAUAAGCGACUAAGCGAGUGGAAUGACGACGCCGAAGCUAGUCGGAAAGCUAGCGAGUACUACGCAGACCGAGGAGCUUGGCUACGAAGCCGCGCUGCUUUCAGAGCCCGUGAAGCUAGCAUGGACGAGGCGGACCGUGCGGCAGAAGAGCGGGAGCGAGCUCGAUCCGUCCAGCAACGGGAACAGGCACGUGGAAUGGCGGACGACUUCCUUGCCCGCCAGGCGCAGGAGCUCGAGACCCGGCUGGAAGCGCCGCGCGAGCCACAGCGCUUCAAGCUGUCUCUCGGCGCAGCAGCCCAGAAGGCCCAGGCCGCCACCAGCCGUCGUACUGUUGCCGAAGUCGAGGGAUUAUUGGAGGACGAAGAAGAGCCUCAAGCUACAGCCAGACGGCCUCUUAUCCCGAUCAAGUUCGACAGCGCGGCCGAAGCUGCUGGACUUACCGAGGAGGAGCGGGCGCAGGCUGCGCGACAGCUGGCACAAGAAAUCCCGACAGACAAGGACGGACUAUGGAAGUGGGAAGUCAAGUGGGAGUUCGUGGACGAAUCUGUGGUCAGCGAGCAGCUCAAGCCUUUCGUGGAGAAGAAGAUUGUGGAGUAUCUGGGAGUCCAAGAGCAAAUGCUGGUGGACGUGGUGGAAGAGCAUGUCCGCAAGCAUGGUCAUCCUCAGGAACUUGUGGAGCAACUGGAAGAGGCGCUCGACGAGGAGGCGGAAGUUUUGGUCAGGAAACUGUGGCGAAUGAUCAUCUUCUUCUCAGAAAGCGAAAAGAGAGGCCUGUCGGGCUAA